This is a messenger RNA of Phragmites australis (common reed), 2241 nucleotides long. RefSeq names its product leucine-rich repeat receptor-like kinase protein FLORAL ORGAN NUMBER1. Gene Ontology annotation, molecular function: protein binding. The record is from RefSeq and is a predicted model, not a curated record. Bases 1 to 2241 code for a protein of 746 amino acids. The transcript has a single exon. Lineage: Eukaryota; Viridiplantae; Streptophyta; Magnoliopsida; Poales; Poaceae.
AUGCCUCCCCUCCUCGUCCUCGUCCUCCUCGCCUCCGCCUCCGCGUCGCCGGAGCGGGACGUGUACGCGCUCGGCAAGCUCAAGGCCGCGCUCGUCCCCGCCUCGGGUCCCCUCUCCCCCGCGCUCGCCGACUGGGACACGGCCGCCUCGCCGCCCGAGCACUGCUCCUUCUCAGGCGUGGCGUGCGACGCGGACUCGCGCGUCGUCGCGAUCAACCUCAAGGCAGUCCCGCUCCACGGGGGCUCCCUGCCGCCCGAGGUCGCGCUGCUCGACGCGCUCGCCAACCUCACCGUCGCCGCAUGCUCGCUGCCCGGCCACGUCCCGGCGUCGCUCGCGUCGAUGCCCGCGCUCCGCCAUCUCAACCUCUCUGACAACAACCUCACCGGCCCCUUCCCGGUCCCCGCCGCGGGGGCCGAGCCCUACUUUCCUUCGCUGGAGGUCGUUGACGUCUACAACAACAACCUCACCGGCCCGCUCCCGCCGUUCGGCGCCGCGCACGCGCGGCUCAGCUACAUCCACCUCGGCGGGAACUACUUCUCCGGCGGCAUACCGGAGAGCUUCGCCGACCUCGCGGCCCUCGAGUACCUCGGUCUCAACGGCAACGCGCUCUCCGGCCGCGUGCCCGCCUCGCUUGCGCGCCUCAAGCGCCUGCGGGAGAUGUACAUCGGCUACUUCAACAAGUACGACGGCGGCGUCCCACCCGAGUUCAGCGAGCUCGAGUCGCUCGUCCGCCUCGACAUGAGCAGCUGCAACCUCACGGGCCCCAUCCCGCCGGAGCUCGGCAGGCUCGCGCGCCUCGACACGCUCUUCCUGCUCAUGAACCGCCUCUCCGGGGAGAUACCACCGCAGCUCGGCAACCUCAAGAAUCUCAAGUCGCUCGACCUAUCCAUGAACGAGCUCACCGGCGAGAUACCGGCUAGCCUCGCCAACCUCAUCAACCUCGAGCUGCUCAACCUCUUCCGGAACCACCUCCGCGGCAACAUACCGGAGUUCGUGGCCGACUUCUCGCACCUGGAGGUGUUGCAAGUGUGGGAGAACAACUUCACGGGCAACCUCCCGCCCGGGCUCGGAAGGAACGGCCGGCUCAAGAGGUUGGACGUGGCUGGCAACCACCUAAUCGGUCCGAUACCGCCGGACCUCUGCGCCGGCCGGAAGCUGGAGGUACUCGUGCUCAUGGAGAACGGGCUGUUCGGGACCAUUCCCGAGUCGCUCGGCGACUGCAAGACGCUCACGCGCGUCCGCCUUGGCAAGAACUUCCUCAGCGGCCCCGUGCCGGCUGGCCUCUUCGACCUCCCCCAGGCAGACAUGCUGGAGCUCACCGACAACCUUCUCACCGGCGAGCUCCCGGAAGUGAUCGGAGGUGAAAAAAUUGGCAUGCUGCUGCUAGGGAACAAUGGGAUUGGUGGGCGGAUUCCUCCGGCCAUCGGCAACCUCCCUGCGCUGCAGACCUUAUCACUGGAGUCCAACAAUUUCUCCGGGGCAUUGCCGCCGGGGAUCGGCAGGCUGAAGAACCUCACCAGGCUCAACAUCAGCGGCAACUCACUCACCGGCACGAUCCCGCGGGAGCUCAUGGGCUGCGGCUCCCUCGCCGCCAUCGACCUUAGCCGCAACGACCUCUCCGGUGAGAUACCAGACACCAUCACGUCGCUGAAGAUCCUGUGCACGCUGAACGUGUCUAGGAACAGGCUAUCCGGCGAGCUUCCCUCGGAGAUGUCCAACAUGACGAGCCUCACCACGCUGGACGUCUCCUACAACCUCCUGUCCGGCCCCGUGCCUAUGCAGGGCCAGUUCUUGGUGUUCAACGAGAGCUCGUUCGUCGGCAACCCCGGCCUGUGCGGUGCGCCUUUAGCCGACGCUUGCUCUCCUACGGCUGCCGGGGCGGGCUCGCCGUUCUCCUUGCGGCGGUGUGACUCCAAGAAGAUGCUGGUGUGGCUCGUGGUCAUGUUUGCUGUAUUGAUCAUCGCGUUCUUCGGCGCGAGGAAGGGGUGCGAGGCGUGGCUGGAGGCGGCGAGGAGACGGUCGGUCGCAUGGAAGAUGACGGCGUUCCAGAAGCUAGACUUCUCGGCGGACGACGUGGUCGAGUGCCUCAAGGAGGACAACAUCAUCGGCAAGGGCGGCGCCGGGACCGUGUACCACGGAGUGACGCACAGCGGCACGGAGCUGGCGAUCAAGCGUCUCGUCGGCCGAGGCUGCGGUGACCACCACGACAGCGGGUUCACGGCCGAGGUGACCACGGUGUAA